This is a messenger RNA of Porites evermanni, 1586 nucleotides long. Lineage: Eukaryota; Metazoa; Cnidaria; Anthozoa; Scleractinia; Poritidae. The record is from the annotation of a GenBank genome assembly.
AUCGGUAUUCCAACUAUUCUGCUCUGCUUUUCUAUUGCCUUUGUGAGUACAAAAAGGAAUGCUCUGAAUGGCCGACCAGACAUGUUUGAAGGCGACAUUGACGAUAUGACGCGCAAACAUCAAACACCAAAUACCAGAGGAGAUCAUGAUUCCUUUGAAGAUUUCUUUGAUGCUCAAGGAGAUGAAUCGUGAGUAGAAGUAUUUAAAAUUUACAAUAUAUCCAGAACUAGUGUUUAUGAUAACAAGUUAUCAGGGUACCGAAAACCUCUACAAAAUAAAUUUAAUAGCCGUUUUUUGUUUUAGUGGAGGCGUGUGUGGUCGAGCGGUUAACACCUCGAACUGUCAGGGGUUCAAGCCUCGCCCAUCGCGUUGUUUCCUUAGACAAAGAACUUUACUCCACUUUGUCUCUCCCAGGUGUAUAAAUGGGUACCGGCGACAUACUGCUGGGAGGUAACUCUACGAUGGACUAGCAUCCCGUCCAGGGGGGAAGUAGCAGUACUCCGUAGGCAUACUUAAUGCUACGGAAACCGGUAUAAGCUCCGGCCGUUUGGGCCUUUGACUCGUGUGCGCCUUCAGCCUCGUCCCCAGGGCUUAUCCCGCCCACCCAUUUUUUGAGGGAAAAGCCCUGAGGACGAGGUUGGUGCGCCUUACCUUACCUACCCUUGCCUUUUGUUUUGUUUUGUUUUUUGCUUGUUAGUUUUUUCAAUGUACGUUGCAUGCCUGUUUAUGUCGCUCUCAAUUAGCGAAGAAAGAGACACUUUGAGAUAUACUUAAAUGUAUACUUAAUUUCCUAAUUCUCAGUGAUACAGAAAAUACAUUUUAUGAUUUAACUAUCUUUUAUGUGGGGCGAUAUAGCAUUACAACUUCAAAAAAGGUCCCUAACUUCCGGAUUGGUGCGACUUGUGAAAAGUUUUGAACUAACCGCGGCAGGAUUAGCUCAGUCGGUAGAACGUUUGAUUGCAGAGCGGGAGGUCGCGGGUUCGAUUCCCGGGGCCGGACCAAUACUCAGGGUCUUAAAAUAACUGAGAAAUGAAGGUACUUCCUUUGUCCUGCAGGCGGCUGGACCUUCGCGCGGCUCGGAUGACCACUUAAAAUGGCGGUCCCGUCUCCAUUACGAGACGUAAAAUAUAGUGUCUCCAAUUAGCACUUUCGUGCUAAAUACAUUGACACUCAAAUAAUGCUUUUUUUUUAAUAAAUCGGUUAGGUAAUUAAUAAAACAGUGACUUUAGAAUCUCAACCAGAAGCCAAAUUUAUCUUUUUCAACACAAAAUAUGACAAGCGCAUUUAAAGCAAUUUUGGUACUAGACCCAUACGAAGAACUGGCGGACAGUCUAUCUCGCAAAGUUAAGAUGUUGACAAUUUUGUAGCAGGAAAUCACUUUUAUGUAUUGAGGUAACUUUAUGAGCGAGCUUUUUUAAAUUCUCUAUCGUUACAUGCCUUCUUUUGAUUGUGCCAACUUUUGAUCUAAAUCUCUAAUCUUUUCUGACUUUUUCAUUCUUUAAAGCGAGAAUGAGGAGUAUGAUUUUCAAGAUGCUCCUCCUCGUAGCCGAUGGGGAGGGGGUCCUCAGAUUAGUUGGCGCAGAUGA